Messenger RNA from Cordyceps fumosorosea ARSEF 2679, 447 nucleotides. RefSeq lists its product as hypothetical. NCBI's taxonomy places the organism in Eukaryota, Fungi, Ascomycota, Sordariomycetes, Hypocreales, Cordycipitaceae. Bases 1 to 447 code for a protein of 148 amino acids. The record is from RefSeq and is a predicted model, not a curated record. The transcript has a single exon.
AUGCUCUACACUGCUACUGCUGCUCUUGCCCUCGCAGCCACCGCCGCUGCCGCCCCCAGCGGCGAGAUCCAGAAGCGCGCCUCGGGCAGCAACCAGAACAUCUCCAUCUACCGCUACGGCGACGCGACGCAGUGCCACCACAUCCUGCGCGACUCGGGUGCCUGCGGCAUUAGCACCUACUUCAAGAACGUCAACCAGGAGGCCUCCUUCGUCGCCAUGCCCGCCACCAUCUUCGACAAGUACGGCUCCGCCCAGCACAACAAGCUCUGCGGCAAGACCGUCACCAUCAAGCACAACGGCGUCACCAAGACCGCCAUCGUCGCCGACCGCAACCUCAGCAACGACCACUCCAUAGAUAGCUGCCUCGACAUCUGGAAGGCCUUUGGCGGCCACGACAACGACGGUACGCUCAUCCGCGGCGCCACCUGGAGCGUCAACGGCGUCUAA